Messenger RNA from Colletotrichum karsti, 774 nucleotides. RefSeq lists its product as uncharacterized. Bases 1 to 774 code for a protein of 257 amino acids. NCBI's taxonomy places the organism in Eukaryota, Fungi, Ascomycota, Sordariomycetes, Glomerellales, Glomerellaceae. The transcript has a single exon. The record is from RefSeq and is a predicted model, not a curated record.
AUGGCACCUGUCAUCGCCAGCAUCCUCAGACGAGCACAAGCAGCGCAAGACACAACACCAACACCAACACCAGAAGCAGAUAGCGGCCUCGGUCUCGGCGGCACGCCCGGCAACGACGAGUCUGCCCCAGCCACUAAUACGACAACCAUUCUUAUCAUUGUAAUCGUCAUCUGCGGAGCUGCCAUCAUGUCGGCCGCACUAUUCUACAUUUUCGACCGCAAAAAGAACAGCCAGUUCCGCGAGGCGUGUAAGAGAGAUCCAUACCUCACACGCAAGGAGUUCACUCGCCGGCGUAAGCUGAGCGCCCUAGAGCGUCUCGAGGAGGAGGAGCUACAGCGCAGCAUCAUGAUCCGCAAGUCCCUCGCCUGCCGGACCCCGUCGACGGGCAGUAGGGGCUCCAGCGACGAAGAUUCCGACUCGGGAGAGACGCAGAUGCAGCAGCACCAGCGUCUACCGGAGCCGUUGUACGACCCGCACCACCACGACCAGACUUCGAGGAGCGGGUGGGCGCCUAGCGAAGCACGCAGGGCCAGAUCCGACUCGGAGUCUUCGUCAUCUGCCUCGCUGGGAAGGCCGUACGCCGAGCCCCAUCCCGGCGUGGAGGUGGAGGUCCCGCUGCCCCCGCGAUCCAGGUCGCCGUCGCCGGUCCGGACGCCGCUGAUUCGGAAGCCGGUACCCCCGCCAAUGCCGGCGAUUUACGUCCCUGCCGGGGAAUCACCAAGGCAUCUGCGAACGCUGUCGAGAGGGUCUGAUAUUCCGCUUCACUUGCAAUAG